AUGGACGACCCAUCCCAGUCCCUCCCACACGCGUCCGAUGGACCUUCCAACACCUCCAUUGGCGUCGGCGUUCGGCAACAGGAAGCCAUGAAGGGUCGAUUCAGUGUCAGAGUGGUUGUGUGGCCGAGGGGAUAUGGCAACUCAUCAAUGUUCGAGAACAUCUACGUCGAUGUACCAUCGGUCCUUUCUUUGUGGAAAGUUCCAUUGCUGCGCGACGCCAUGAUAUCCAAACGGACCGUACAUAUCACCGAGAGCACUACGGUCGUCCUCGUGCGCAUGGAAGGCCCGUUCUGGCCCUGUCUGGGGCUCGGCCAGGAGAUUUUCGCGCAGGACGUGGCAACCUGGUCUGCACCCGAGCCCCCAAUAGUCGACUAUCGUCCGAGGCCUCCCCACUUGCCUCAAGCGUACUCUCAAGUAAUCAUAUGGGCCAAGGAGGAUCGCCCUCGUCCCAUUGCUUGCUGCGUAACGUGGCUCGAGAAGACAUACUUCGCCGAGCUAGAGCACGAACUCGAGCAGCUCGUGCCCGAAGUCGACCUCGGGCAGAGGUUUCAAGUGUGGAACCCGGAGGUGUCGAUAUGGCAGCAGUGCGACGAGGACAGUCUUAUCCCACCGUUUGGCUGGAGGCGGCUUCUCAUCCGCCACACCGACAACGAGCACGCGCGAUAUGCAGGGUUCUUCAUAGAACUGCUAGAAAAGCAAAAGCCAUUGGAUAUCGGUCGGCCCACUUCAUGGUUCCUCGGCGAUGUCAACCCCCGGCAGGUCGACGAUGAGGUGAUGGAGGAAGACGACGGCGACGACGACGGUGACGACGACGGUGACGACGACGGUGACGACGACGGUGACGACGAUGGCGCCGACGACGGUGUCAAGGGUGGCGACUACUAA
This is a messenger RNA of Epithele typhae, 885 nucleotides long. RefSeq lists its product as uncharacterized. The transcript is spliced from 4 exons. The coding region runs from base 1 to 885 and encodes 294 amino acids. The record is from RefSeq and is a predicted model, not a curated record. Lineage: Eukaryota; Fungi; Basidiomycota; Agaricomycetes; Polyporales; Epitheliaceae.